Messenger RNA from Trichoderma asperellum CBS 433.97, 1146 nucleotides. The record is from RefSeq and is a predicted model, not a curated record. NCBI's taxonomy places the organism in Eukaryota, Fungi, Ascomycota, Sordariomycetes, Hypocreales, Hypocreaceae.
UUUCUUUUCGAACCUCUUGAUUAACCACUUCUUCGCUCAUCCCCCAUCGUCGCAAUGGCCACCGAACUUUGCCCUGUCUACGCGGUCAGUAACAAUAAUACCCCGUCCUGCUAUACCCAACGACGUCACCGAGAAACUCCCGGAGGGACAUCGAAAUAAUCAGCAUGGCCUGUUCGAUAUACUGGAUAGAAUGCUAACCCGUAACACAGCCCUUCUUCGGCGCCAUGGGUUGCACCUGUGCCAUCGUCUUCACCUGCCUGGGCGCCUCAUACGGUACCGCCAAGUCUGGUGUUGGUAUCGCCGCAAUGGGUGUCCUCCGCCCAGAUCUGAUCGUCAAGAACAUUGUUCCCGUCAUUAUGGCUGGUAUCAUUGGUAUCUACGGCCUGGUCGUGUCUGUUCUUAUCUCCGAUGGUCUGCGACAAGACCUUCCUCUCUACACUGGUUUCAUCCAAUUCGGUGCUGGUCUCUCUGUCGGUCUCGCUGGUCUUGCUGCCGGAUUUGCCAUUGGUAUUGUUGGCGAUGCCGGUGUCCGAGGAACUGCUCAACAACCUCGUCUUUUCGUCGGAAUGAUUCUGAUUCUUAUUUUCGCUGAAGUCUUGGGUCUAUACGGUCUUAUCGUCGCUCUUCUGAUGAACUCAAAGGCUAGCCAAGAUGCUGUCUGCGCAUAAGCAACUCGCGCGCCUGUGGCCUCUUGGAAAAGCUUGCCAACUCUGUCUUUUUCAAAGUCGCUACUUUUGAUAUGAAAUAUGGGUUUCUGGGCUGUAUUGCAAUGUUAUAGCCCGGACGGUGCCGGAUGAAGCUUGUGUGUUGAGAUUGGUGAAUCUCGGCUUGACUCACAGUGAGGGUCGUGUAAUGGAUCAAAUUAGUAGGAAGUUUACAUAUGUACACUAGUGACAGGGUGUGUUUGCUCUUGAUGCGAAUUUCUCUUCAUAGACGGUGAAGGUGAAGGAUCUAGUGUAAGCGGAUGGUCAAUUUUAUCUGUCAUUGUUUUUUUUCUUUACACUUUCACAGUUGAACAGCUUAGGGUUUCUAGCCGAAAGCAGCUUUUGUAUUUGUAUAAUCAUAGGUGGACGUUGAGCUUCCUCUGUGGCAACUUCUUCACAAUGUACGAAAUGUGCUCUAGCGAAAUUGUAUCAUAAAGAUGGC